Plasmodium knowlesi strain H is the source of this 3246-nucleotide messenger RNA. Its product is annotated as conserved Plasmodium protein, unknown function. The transcript has 10 exons. The record is from RefSeq and is a predicted model, not a curated record. Bases 1 to 3246 code for a protein of 1081 amino acids. Lineage: Eukaryota; Apicomplexa; Aconoidasida; Haemosporida; Plasmodiidae.
AUGGGGUUCCUACUUCUUUAUUCGAUUAUGUGUUGGCUACUAAUUGGAGGGGUCACCUCCAUCUACGACGACAACUUUGCGUUUACUUUUAAGGAGGUGAAUAGGGUACACACGAUCAAAAGUGAUGUUCUCAAAUUUGAAAUAGAAUUAGUUCUGUCCUUCAACACAAAAAAGACUGCAAAAGAAUUUUUCCUAACAGCUUUGAUCCCUGCUAAAAACCUGCGGGUGUUGGCCUUCCAAAGAGAAGACGACAAGAUUGUGCAGGAAAAUGUACAGAUCCGCCUGAACAAGGAGUCUACGGAAGAAAAAGAUCCAUGUGAUUAUCUAAUCACGUCAAAGAUGUACCUUCUGAAGCUCUCCACGGAGGAGCUUAAAAAAUUCAAAAUUCAUCGCUACCCCUUUGCGAACAAAGAGAACCCACCACCUGUCCCCCCGUCAUAUGAAUACUCAGAACAGUCGCUAAAAAACUUCUUCCCCAAGGAAGGAAUCAUCUAUCCCUCAAACUACUUUUUAAAAAUCUCUGUGGAGGUUGCCAAAGGGGGGUUCAGCUCGGAUGGUAUUUGGAUUUUUGGCCUAGCGGAAAAGAACAAAUCUAACACAGAGAACCAAGAGUGCACAAUUUAUUCGAAUCAGUUGGCCGAGGUGUUUCUGCCGAUGGUCACACACAAGGAUCUCUUCCUCCUGUACUGUAACAGUGUCACCAACGCGGAGCUACUCAACUUAGCUCCCGAUUUGAGAAGAAGUUUCGACGUUAAAAUAUUUGCCACGAAAACAUUUUAUGGGGCCCAGGGAGUGAAGUACACUAUUCAAAUGAGCUUAGGCCAAAUUACGCCUGCGUUCAAGCUGGACCAAGUGGUGAUCCACCUGAAGAUGCCCCAAGAUCUGUGCUACGCCAACUCCUGCUUCAGUGCAAAUGAGGAAGACCCUUGCCGAAACGUAAAGGCCGGUCCCUUCGAGCAGUGCACAUACACUUUUCGGAACUACGAGUUUGUGUUGAAGUCUAGCUCGGGCGAGGACGUGCAGGAACAAGUGGAAGUGCUGUUGGAAAAUAUUAACCACCCCCUCAUCAACCUGGAGAGCGACAAAAACUGGACCAUAAAUCUCUUCACCAUAGACAACUCCAAUUUUGUUAUCAGACACGAACACAAAGGAAUCCUGGAGAAGGUCUCCAAUGACCUAUGCUCUAAGAAGUUCAUCAGGAAUUUUGUGAAUGUUCAUGCAGACACAAUCACAUGGAUGAACUCCCACCUGGCUGUAGUGCCCACGCCUAAGAUGACGCCUCUCAUAGUGCAGCCAACAGAUCAACACGGCCUCAUGGAGAACCCCCUACAAGUUCAGCUCAAGUUGCUCUUCCCAGAGACGCACCUCUUCAGCAAGUGCACGGUGGAGCUCCAGACUAUCCACAAUUUCGUGUCAGUCACAAGCAGAAGCGAACAGCGUCUAAACCACCACAACUUCAAAUUGAUGUUACCGAACUCAGCGUUCAAGCCAGUACAGGAUGAUCAGCACCGUUUGCAUGUCCAAAAGAAAUCCAUCCGGAACAACGACUUAAUAAAGUUCGCCCUGAACGUUACGAAGUACAACAGUAGAGACUACUGGAAAAUCACCAUUAGUUGCCUGAAUAGUGAGAACAAAUACGUACGGGAGGCACAAGCCCUGUUUACGUACCCGAUAGAAAAUAAUAAGAUAUUCCUAAGUGACCUUUACUAUGGAGAGAAGCUUGCCAAUAACACCCACCUGUUCUACAUGAAUGUAUUUUUGUUGGAUGAGAAGGAAGUAGAAAUUAAAUUGUCGCUCCAGAAUGGUUCCACCGCUCUGGUGGAAUCCCCCCCUAGUGCAAUGGAGAUAAAAGAAAAAACACACCUAACUGAUACCUGUGACGCCUAUGUUCACACGUCCUGCUACGAUUUAGUGUACCAUGAAUGCUCGAAGGAGAAGCAAGCAAUAUUGUACAAGAUUAAUUCAUACAGAUCAACGAACAAGCACUUCACUGUGUUAUUCCCACUUAUUAUUCCGGAAGGCGAGAAACUGUUCAACUUACAAAUGAGUGUUGAGACGAAGAAACAUGCGAAACGUGUGCAGAGAAAUCUGCACGUAGACAUAGAGCAUAUAGUAACUCAUAACGCCAAAGUGCCUUGUGUAAAUAACCUUAUCAUUGCAUUGCGAAAAUAUCAACUGUAUGAGUCACAUUUAUUUCUUCUUUUCAGAGCAGUGAAUUGCUACCGAGUGUAUGAGCCCUUCCUGAUUAAUCAUCAUAACAGUGAAGGCUUCCAUGCAAAGACGGAUUCAUCACAGUAUGGAGACAAAUUCACCUUCCAGAAAACGUACAGACAGACAUUCCCCGUGAACUAUGAAUCAGUAUCGCAGUUCAUCUUCGAUCAUCAUCUAAUUAGCGUCAUCACCAUUAUCUUAAUUGAUGAUGCGUUUUUUUUAAAUUCACGCAUGUCAAUCGGAAAAAAAGAAAUUGUUCUAUUUUUUGAAAAAAAAAUCCUCCCCCUACCGUAUAAUAAAUAUUACCUAGUUAAUUACUCCAACCAAAAUGUACUCAUCAGUAUGUACACAUAUGUCGAUGCUGAAAAAGUUAAAAUUGAUAUUGUCCAGAAAUCUUCAGACGUUCAACACGUUGUGGCAGCUUUGGAUAAAGUCAUUUCCUUUGCUGAAUAUAUAAAGGCAAAGGAGAGGAACUACAUGCACAGCGAAUACAGCGUUUUAUUGUUAACCGACACGGAAGGAAUGGACACCGUGAGAGCGGCUACAACUCCAUAUGUCAAAAACGAAAAUGAUGUUGAGAAAAAUUUUUCGAGGAUUUAUGUCCUAUCCUUUGAAAAGGGGCAGGACUUUUCCAAUAAUGGUAUGUUUAAUGAGUCCAUUCAAAAUGUGAAAAAUAUGUACACAUACAACAGAAAAAAAACGGAUCAACUUUUCUUCACUUCGUUUCACAAUUACACGGUUGAUGAAGAACUAAUGAUACACUACGCCAAGGCUACGAUCCAAGAUUAUCUCCUACUGCACACGCAGAUUUAUAAAACGGCGUGGUACUUAAUAGGCAUAUGCAGAUAUAACGUCGUGAAGAACAGCCCCACAAAUCGAAAACUGCAUUUGUUCUACGUUGACAGAAACGUUAAAACUGUCACGUAUUCCAUCUCGGCCGAAGAGGCCAAAGGCGUGCUCGACAACUCCUCUGCCGAUUCCUACCAGGACAUGUGCAAUAUUUUUACACAACUGCAGUUACUGGGGCAUAGGUAG